AUUGUCCCGCUUCUCCAGCCCUAACAAAGCGUCCUCCUUCGCUUCGCAGAGCACCGGAGGCGGGCGGCCGGCUGUGCUGGCGCUCCGAGAGGCCGACAGAAGGUGAGCGCUGUGGGCUAUGGGAUGGAUGAGGUGGAGCAGGACCAGCAUGAGGCCCGACUCAAGGAGCUGUUUGACAGUUUUGACACGACGGGCACCGGGUCUCUGGGGCAGGAGGAACUCACUGAGCUUUGCCACGUGUUGAGCCUGGAGGAGGUGGCCCCAGUGCUGCAACAGACGCUACUUCAGGACCACCUGGGCAGGGUGCACUUUGAUCAAUUUAAAGAAGCAUUAAUACUUAUCUUGUCUAGAACUCUAUCAAACGAAGAACACUUUCAAGAACCAGCAUCUGUGGGUGUCAGCUGCCAACAAGUAGCUCGGGUGUCUGGGCCGCUCCUGAAUACUCACAAGCUGACACACUCUCUUCUGAUAAAAGACUGCUCACUAGAAGCUCAGCCCAAAUAUGUUAGAGGUGGGAAGCGUUAUGGACGGAGGUCCUUGCCCGAGUUUCAAGAGUCGGUGGAGGAGUUUGCAGAGGUGACGGUGAUUGAGCCACUGGAUGAAGAAGCGCGGCCUUCGCACAUCCCAGCCAGUGAGCGCAACGAGCACUGGAAGACGCAACACAGUGAGGAGUAUGAAGCAGAAGGCCAGUUAAGGUUUUGGAACCCAGAUGAUUUGAAUGCCUCACAGAGUGGGUCUUCCCCUCCCCAAGACUGGAUAGAAGAGAAACUGCAAGAAGUUUGUGAGGAUUUGGGGAUCACCCGUGAUGGUCACCUGAACCGAAAGAAGCUCGUCUCCAUCUGUGAGCAGUAUGGUUUGCAGAAUAUUGAUGGAGAGAUGCUUGAGGAAGUAUUCCAUAAUCUUGAUCCCGAUGGUACAAUGAGUGUGGAAGAUUUUUUCUAUGGUUUGUUUAAAAAUGGAAAAUCCCUUACACCAUCGGCAUCUACUCCGUACAGACAACUGAAGAGACAUCUCUCCAUGCAGUCUUUUGACGAGAGCGGGCGACGCACCACCACCCCGUUGGCAAUGACGAGUACCACCGGCUUUCGGGUCUUCUCCUGCCUGGACGAUGGGAUGGGCCACGCAUCUGUGGAGAGAAUACUUGACAGCUGGCAAGAAGAGGGCAUCGAGAACAGCCAGGAGAUCCUGAAGGCCUUGGAUUUCAGCCUUGAUGGAAACAUCAACUUGACUGAACUGACGCUGGCUCUUGAAAAUGAACUUUUGGUCACCAAGAACAGCAUUCACCAGGCGGCUCUGGCCAGCUUUAAGGCUGAGAUCCGGCAUUUGUUGGAACGAGUUGAUCAAGUGGUCAGAGAAAAAGAGAAGCUACGAUCAGAUCUGGACAAGGCUGAGAAGCUCAAGUCCUUAAUGGCCUCAGAGGUGGACGAUCACCAUGCGGCCAUAGAGCGGCGGAAUGAGUACAACCUCAGGAAACUGGACGAAGAGUACAAGGAGCGAACAGCAGCCUUGAAGAAUGAACUCCGAAAAGAGAGAGAGCAGAUCAUGCAACAGAUGGGCAAGCAGCGGUUAGAACUUGAGCAGGAAAUUGAAAAGGCAAAAACAGAAGAGAACUACAUCCGAGACCGCCUUGCCCUCUCUUUAAAGGAAAACAGUCGUCUGGAAAAUGAGCUUCUGGAAAAUGCAGAGAAGUUGGCAGAGUAUGAGAAUCUGACAAACAAACUUCAGAAAAAUUUGGAAAAUAUGUUAGCAGAAAAGUUUGGUGACCUCGAUCCCAGCAGUGCUGAAUUCUUUCUGCAAGAAGAGAGGCUGACACAGAUGAGAAAUGAGUACGAGCAGCAGUGCAGGGUAUUACAGGACCAAGUGGAUGAACUCCAGUCUGAGCUGGAAGAAUAUCGUGCACAAGGCAAAGUGUUCAGGCUUCCUCUGAAGAACUCGCUGUCAGAAGAACUUGAUGUUAACAGUGGUGGCAUUGAGGCCGACCAGGGGCUUGGUUCUGAAGAAUGCAAUCCAUCAAACAUGAGCAUCGAGGCAGAGCUCGUCAUUGAACAGAUGAAAGAACAGCAUCACAGGGACUUAUGUUGCCUCAGACUGGAGCUGGAAGAUAAAGUGCGCCAUUACGAAAAGCAGCUGGAUGAAACUGUGGUCACCUGUGAAAAGGAGCGGGAGCGCAUGAAUCAAAGGCAUGAGAAUGAAAUGCACACCUUGGAAAAACAAAUAAGUGACCUUAAAAAUGAAAUUGCAGAACUGCAGGGGCAGGCAGUAGUACUCCAGGAGGCACAGCACGAGACCACCCGCAGGCUCGAGGAGGAGAAAAAACAGCUGCAGAUGAAGUUUGAGGAAGAAAAGACUCACCUGCAGGAGAAGCUGAGGCUAGAACAUGAGGAGGAGCUCGAGGUUAGACUUGCGCAGGCGGAGGAAGGCUUUGAGCGGGAGAGGGAGGGACUCCUUCAGAGUAGCACCUGGACAGAUGAGAAGGUGCAAGGCUUGACUCAGGAAUUAGAGCGAUUUCACCAGGAGCAGCUGGCAAGCCUGGUGGAGAAGCACUCUCUUGAGAAAGAGGAGUUGAGAAAAGAGCUCUUGGAAAAGCACCAAAGGGAGCUUCAAGAGGGAAGGGAAAAAAUGGAAACAGAGUGUAAUAGAAGAACCUCUCAAAUAGAAGCCCAGUUUCAGGCUGACUGUCAGAAAGUCACGGAGAGAUGUGAAAGUGCCCUGCAAAGCCUGGAGGGGCGCUACCGCCAGGAGCUGGAGGACCUUAUGGAACAACAACACGAGGAGAAAUCCCAGUGGGAAUUUGAGAAGGACGAGCUCACCCAGGAGUGUGCAGAGGCUCAGGAGCAGCUUAAAGAGACCCUUCAGAGAGAGAAAGCAACUUCUCUGGUCCUGACCCAGGAGAGAGAGAUGUUAGAGAAAACAUACAAAGAACAUUUGAACAGCAUGGUCGUCGAGAGAGAGCAGCUGCUCCAAGACCUGGAAGAUCUAAGAAAUGUGUCCGAAAGCCAGCAAAGCCUGCUGUCUGGCCAGAUACUUGAGCUGAAGAGCAGUCACGAGAGAGAAUUGAGGGACUGUGAGCAGGUCCUCUGCCAGGCUGGGGCCUCAGAGCAGCUGGCCAGCCAGCGGCUUGAAAGGCUUGAAAUGGAACGUGACCAGGAAAGGCAGGAAAUGAUGUCCCAGCUUCUGGCCGUGGAGAGCGUCCACAAAGUGACCUGUGAGAAGGCAGAUCGAGAGAGGGCUGAGAUGAACACAGAAAUCUCCAGGCUUCAGAAUAUAAUCAAGGAAAUGCAGCAGGUGGCAUCUCCUCUCUCCAGACUUCAGAGUGGCUGCCAGGCAGUGGGAGGGGAGGACAUGGAAGGCAACGGAGCCAUGUCCCUGCUUCAGCAAGGGGAGCAGCUAUUGGAAGAAAAUGGAGAUGUCCUCUUAAGCCUGCAGAGAGCUCAUGAACGAGCAGUGAAGGAAAAUGUGAAAAUGGCUACAGAAAUUUCUAGAUUGCGACAAAGGCUGCAAAUAUUAGAGCCAGGGUCAGUGAUGUCUUCUUGUUUAGACGAGCCAACUACUGAGUUUUUUGGGAAUUGUGCAGAACAAACAGAGCUGUUGUUACUGCAAAACCAAAUGAAGCAAGUAGAAGGUGCAACCACAAGGCACAUCCUAAGUGACCUGCAAGACAGUGAGGUCCGGGACAUAAGAAGUACGGGGAAGAGCUAUGCUCAGAGACAGGAGGUCAAAAUAGAGGAAUCAGAGGCUUCAAUAGAGAGUUUUUCUGAGCUUGAAAAUAGUGAAGAGACCAGGACCGAAAGCUGGGACCUGAAGAAUCAGAUCAGUCAGCUCCAGGAACAACUGAUGAUCUUACGCAAAGACUGCGAUCGAGCUUCUGAAAAGAAACAGGACCUGCUUUUUGAUGUUUCUGUGCUAAAAAAGAAGCUAAAGAUGCUUGAGAGAAUCCCUGAGGCUUCUCCCAAGUAUAAGUUGUUAUAUGAAGAUGCUAGUAGGGAAAAUGACUGCCUCCAGGAAGAGCUGAGAAUGAUGGAGACACGCUACGAUGAGGCACUGGAAAAUAACAAAGAGCUUACCGCAGAAGUUUUCAGGCUGCAGGAUGAGCUCAAGAAAGUGGAGGAAGUGACAGAAACAUUCCUUAGCCUAGAAAAGAAUUACGAUGAGGUCAAAACAGAAAAUGAGGAGCUGAAUGUUCUAGUUUUGAGACUGCAGAGAAAGAUUGAGAAGCUGCAGAAAAGAGCAGCCCGACAAUGUGACUGUUUCUCCUUGUGGGAAGCUCGUUUAGAUAAUCUGGGAGUCGAACCUCAUGAAAAGAUACUCGAACUCAAUCAGACACUGGAAGAGCGUGUGCCCAAGGUUGUGAGUGUACACCAUAUUAUAGAAGACUGUAAACAAGAAAAGCAGUACCUUGAGCAGGGGAAUACAGGGCUCUUGGAAAAUGGAAAAGCACAUGAAAUUGCCUGGUUACACGGAACAAUUCAAACACAUCAAGAAAAGCCAAGAGUACAGAAUCAAGUCAUCCUGGAGGAAAACACUACUCUCCGAGGCAUUCAAGAGAAACAUUUUCAGCGCCAGGCCACAAUAGCAGAGUUAGAACUGGAGAAAAAAAAGCUACAGGAGCUAACUAGAAAGUUGAGGGAGAGAGUCACUACUUUAGUUAAGCAAAAAGAUAUACCUUCUCAAGGAGAGAAGGAGGAAGAGCUGAAGGCAAUGAUGCAUGACUUGCAAAUCACAUGCAGUGAGAUGCAGCAAAAAGUUGAACUUCUGAGAUAUGAAUCUGAAAAGCUUCAAGAGGAAAAUUCUAUUUUGAGAAAUGAAAUUACUACUUUAAAUGAAGAAGAUAGCAUUUCUAACCUGAAAUUAGGGAAAUUAAAUGGAUCUCAGGAAGAAAUGUGGCAAAAAAUAGAAACUGUAAAACAGGAAAAAGCUGCAGUUCAGAAGAUGGUUGAAAAUUUAAAGAAACAGAUUUCAGAAUUAAAAAUCAAAAACCAACAUUUGGAUUUAGAAAAUACAGAACUUAGCCAAAAGAAUUCUCAGAAUCAGGAAGAAUUGCAAGAACUUAAUCAACGUCUGACAGAAAUGCUAUGCCAGAAGGAAGAGGGGCCAGGAAGUAGUACAUUCAAGGAAUGGGAACAAGAAAAGUCUCAUCUGAAAGAAGAACUGGAACACUGUAAAGUGCAGUCUUCUGCUUUAGUGUCUUCUCUGGAGGCGGAACUUUCCGAAGUUAAAAUACAAACCCAUAUUGUGGAACAGGAAAACCUCCUUCUCAAAGAUGAACUGGAGAAAAUGAAACAACUGCACAGAGGUCCUGAUCUCUCUGACUUCCAGCAAAAAAUUUCUAGUAUUCUAAGCUACAAUGAAAAAUUGCUGAAAGAAAAGGAAGCUCUAAGUGAAGAAUUAAAUAGCUGUGUGGAUAAGUUGGCAAAAUCAAGUCUUUUAGAGCACAGAAUUGCUACAAUGAAGCAGGAACAGAAGUCUUGGGAGCACCAAAGUGAGAGCUUAAAGUCACAGCUGGUGGCUUCACAGGAAAAGGUUCAGAAUUUAGAAGAUACUCUGCAGAAGGUAAACCUGCAAAUGUCCCAGAUUAAAUCAGACCUACGAGUGACUCAGCAGGAAAAGGAGGCUUUAAAACAAGAAGUGAUGUCUUUACAUAAGAAACUUCAGAAUGCUGGUGACAAGAACUGGGCCCCAGAAAUAGCUACCCAUCCAUCAGGGUUCCAUAACCAGCAGAAAAGGCUUUCUUGGGACAAGUUGGAUCAUCUGAUGAAUGAAGAACAACAGCUGCUUUGCAAAGAGAAUGAGAGACUCCAAACCGUGGUACAGAACACCAAAGCAGAACUCACACACUCCCGGGAGAAGGUCCGUCAGCUGGAAUCCAACCUUCUUCCCAAGCACCAAAAACAUCUAAACUCAUCAGGUACUGUGAAACCCACGGAGCAAGAAAAGCUGAACUUAAAGAGAGAAUGUGAACAGUUUCAAAAGGAACGAUCUCCUACUAAUAGAAAGGUCAGUCAGAUGAAUUCCCUUGAACGAGAAUUAGAAACAAUUCAUUUGGAAAAUGAAGGCCUGAAAAAGAAACAAGUAAAACUGGAUGAGCAGCUCAUGGAGAUGCAGCACCUGAGGUCCACUGUGAUGCUUAGCCCAUCCCCUCACACUUGGGAUCUGCAGCUGCUCCAGCAGCAGGCCUGCCCAAUGGUGCCCAGGGAGCAGUUUCUGCAGCUUCAACACCAGCUGCUGCAGGCAGAAAGGAUAAACCAACACCUGCAGGAGGAACUUGAAAACAGGACCUCCGAAAGCAACACACCACAGGGAGACCAGGAACAACUGGUAACUGUCAUGGAAGAACGAAUGAUCGAAGUUGAACAGAAACUGAAACUGGUGAAAAGGCUUCUUCAGGAAAAAGUGAAUCAACUCAAAGAACAACUCUGCAAGAAUACUAAAGCAGAUGCAAUGGUGAAGGAUUUGUAUGUUGAAAACGCACAGUUAUUGAAAGCUCUGGAAAUGACUGAACAGCGACAGAAAACAGCAGAGAAGAAAAAUUACCUCUUGGAAGAGAAGAUUGCCAGCCUCAGUAAUAUAGUCAGGAAUCUGACACCAGCGCCACUGACUUCUACACCUCCUUUGAGGUCAUAGCCAAACCAAAGGAUAUACUCAUAUUUGUGCACUUUACUGAAAUAGAUGGAACAUUUCAGUAGGCUCUCUCAAUGCUUUUUUUUUUUAAACCUUUAAUGGCUUAAAAUUAAGCCUAACCUAAAACUGCCAGCAACAGAAUUGGAGUCUCCAUUCAUUGUAAUUAGUUUUUCUAAAUAGACCUUUAUGAGAGUCAAAUACAUAUUUACAUAUAUCACUGUUUAAAUUAUUCCUAAGAUUUAACUUUAUUUUUUUUAAGUGUUCUAAUAGCCACCAAGAUGGUGGAUAUAUGAAUACAAUUCAAGAACCUUAAUAUCCCAGUUUUGAGUGAGUUUUUUUAAAUCACUAUCACAAAUCUGUGUAUAAAGUCCAGAUAAUUUGAGAUAUGAUUAGAAUGGUUAUUAAUGAACUUUAUUUUAAAACUGAAUUUAGGUGUUCUCACACAUUUAAAUACUGAUAAGUCAUUCUGUUUGUAAUAUUUUGGUUCUUUGAAUUAAUUGGUAGACUGGAUUAACUGGUAGAUUAUAAUUCUAUUUGAUGAGGAGGCUGGCUGGGCUCAAUAAUCAUUGGGGUCAGAAGAGCCCAUCUGUAGAACUCUACUUUCUAACACCUGUGACAGUAUUACCACUCUUUGUAUCAUAGAUUUCGAACUGAUUUACUCAACUGCACUCAACUAAUGUCAAAGCUUUACUUUCUUUAAACAGCCUUUUCUUCCCACCCUUAGAAGUUUCAUUUGGGAGCUUGGCGUCUAAGAAAUGGAUAAAGCCACACUAUUAAAGCAUUGGAACUACAGGGAAAGCACUGAACAAACCACUUUGGAGUAAACAGCUCCUCCUAGAAGAGGGAUGAGCAGACCAUCUGCAUUUUCAGUCUCUAAGUCUUGGAGUUCAUGAAUUUAUCUUUCCAAUUGCCUCAAGAACUCAGGGAACAAUACAUUAAACUGUCUUCCUGAAACUACUGUAGGACCUAAGAAUUUGAAAUGUAUAAACCAUGUGACCUCAUUUGUCUUAUAUAUUUACAGCCAUAGUAUUAAUAGACUUUUUAUUUCUACAUUUUUAGUAAAUUUAAUCUUCUGAGGAUAAAAAGGCCUUGAUUUUAGAGUUAAAAAUCUCUUCUAACUUAUGGAUGAGUUUAAUAUAGGUCAAAAUUGUCAUGCUUCUUACUUCUUCUGUACCUCAGAUCUGAUUGUAAGAAUUUCUUACUGUGACAAGCACUGGCAUGCCCUCUGAGGUGAAGGACUGCCAAAUAGGACUUUCCAUUCGUUCUCAAGAUCAGAACUUUAUAGAAUGGUAAACAUUUUAGAUUGGGUAACUUUUUUUCCUCCAGUUAAAAUCUCUGCCUCUAGUCUACUUCCGCCAGCAGUUGGAGGAGGACUUACUAGGAGCAGGGCACUACCAAGGCUCCUCUCAGCCGCCUGCUUGUUUUCAUGGGAGAGUACUUAGAUCAGAAAAAUUACUUCGAUGUAUUCCUGGAGGGCUAAGCCCAUCUACCUACAAGAGGUAUAACAGCAAAAUCAAAUACUGCUUUACAGGCAGAAACACAAGAUAAAGCAAACUGCCUACGCAUUCAUGUUAGGAACUCAAUCUCAACAAAAUAAUUUCCAUCAAGAAACUUUAGAGCUCUUUGAGGCCUAACCAUCCGCUAUCAGUCUCCCCUGCCAACUCAGAAGUCCUCACCAAAAAAGCCCUGACAAGGCAGGACUGGGAGUUUUCACUGAAGAAGCAGACCUUUUAAUUUUUGCACAGCUCUUAUCAGAAAGUCCUGAUGUCUUCUGGGAAAAGAAUUUUGAUCGUUCCCUGUAAUUACACUUCAAAAUAUUUGAAGUCUGCUAUCACGCCUUCCCGAAAUCUUUCUUCUCUACUGCAAAUGUUCCUAAUAAACUCAACUACUUGUACAACAUUAGCUUUAACAGGACAUUUUUUUCUACUUAAGACUGUGGGUAGGCUAAGGUCAAAGAUAAAUUAAGCAUCUGGAAUGAACAUACAUGAUACGCUUCAAGUUACAAUCUUUGCCAUUGGAGCAGAACAGCAAGCAUUUUUUUCAGCUGGCUCAACUUGUAAUCACAUUUGUUGUAUUUUGUAUUUUUAUUUUUUACAUUAUGAAAAACGUAGCUUAAUUUGUUUAUUUCCUGUAAAUUGGUAUUUAUGUGUAUAUAAAAUGCUGUACAAUAUGACUUUCUGGAAAGUUUUAGACUAUAUUUAGAAUCCCUUUUCCCAAAACAAACAAACAACAAAAACAAAAAAACACUGCUCAAAUGAAAACUAAUUUAACACACUGACUGCCA
Messenger RNA from Lemur catta (Ring-tailed lemur), 8902 nucleotides. It is a transcript of the gene NIN, whose product is annotated as ninein. The record is from RefSeq and is a predicted model, not a curated record. Lineage: Eukaryota; Metazoa; Chordata; Mammalia; Primates; Lemuridae. Bases 124 to 6621 code for a protein of 2165 amino acids. The transcript is spliced from 31 exons. Gene Ontology annotation, biological process: centrosome-templated microtubule nucleation; microtubule anchoring at centrosome; centrosome localization. Gene Ontology annotation, cellular component: mitotic spindle pole; ciliary transition fiber; centriole. Gene Ontology annotation, molecular function: calcium ion binding.